This is a messenger RNA of Arabidopsis arenosa, 722 nucleotides long. The record is from the annotation of a GenBank genome assembly. Lineage: Eukaryota; Viridiplantae; Streptophyta; Magnoliopsida; Brassicales; Brassicaceae.
CUCCAACUUCCUCCUUUAACUAGUAUCAAAAAUGGUGAAAACACUUCAAAAGGCAACAAAGAGAAUGUCAUCUCCAUCAUCAUCAUCUUCAUCAUCCUCAUCAACAUCAUCAUCAUCCAUAAGGAUGAAGAAGUACAAGGGAGUGAGAAUGAGAAGUUGGGGUUCAUGGGUUUCAGAGAUCAGAGCACCUAACCAAAAGACAAGGAUCUGGCUUGGUUCUUACUCAACCGCUGAAGCCGCGGCUAGAGCCUACGACGCAGCUCUUCUCUGUCUUAAAGGAUCCUCAGCUAAUAAUCUCAACUUCCCAGAGAUCUCAUCUUCUCUCUACAAUAUCCUCAACAAUGGUGAUAACAACAAUGACAUGUCUCCAAAGUCCAUACAGAGAGUAGCUGCUGCUGCUGCUGCUGCCAACACAGAUCCUUCUUCAUCAUCAGUCUCUACUUCAUCUCCAUUGCUUUCAUCUCCAUCUGAAGAUCUCUAUGAUGUUGUCUCUAUGUCACAGUACGACCAACAAGUCUCCUUGUCUGAAUCAUCAUCAUGGUACAAUUGCUUUGAUGGUGAUGAUCAGUUCAUGUUCGUUAAUGGAGUUUCGGCGCCGUAUUUGACAACACCACUUUCUGAUGAUUUCUUUGAGGAAGGAGAUAUCAGAUUAUGGAAUUUCUGCUGAUUAUUUACUUUUAAUCAUACCUUAUUCUUUAUUUCAAUAUAUAUACUUCAGUAAU